GAGUGGGAUGCUGCGGAGACAGUCCCCGGAGGAGGACAGUACCGUCCUGAUCGACGUGGCCCCCGAGGCCGAGAAGGGCCACACUUACGGGAGCACAGCCCCCACCUCAGAGCCGAGUGGACACCGGGAGGCCGCCGGCAGGGUGGGGAGCCCCUCCAAGCCCCGAGUAGCUGACUUCGUCCUCGUUUGGGAGGAAGACCUGAGGCUGGGUCGGCAGCAGGGUGGCGCCGGCCGGGACGAGACAGACACGCGCGGUGCCUGGAGGGAGACCUUUCUGGAUAACCUCCGCGCCGCUGGGCUACACGUGGACCAGCGUGCUGUCCAGGGUGAGAACGGAGCAGUGCAGUACAUCCUCCUCAGGGCCCCCUGGGCCGUGCUCUGCUACUACGCCGAGGACCUGCGUCUGAAGCUGCCCCUGCAGGAGCUGCCCAACCAGGCCUCCAACUGGUCGGCGGGCCUGCUGGCGUGGCUGGGGCUCCCCAACAUCCUGCUGGAGGACGUGCCCGACGUGCCCCCUGAGUAUUACUCCUGCCCGUUCAAAGUGAGCAAGCUGUCAAGGUUCCUCGGGAGUGACAACCAAGAAAACUUCUUUACCAGCACCGAGCGGCACCAGAUUCUGUUUGCGAUCCUGGCCAAGACACCAUAUGGCCACGAGAAGAAAGGCCUGUGCGGGAUCGACCAGCUGCUGGCGGAGGGUGUCUUUAGCGCGGCCUUCCCCCUGCAUGAUGGCCCGUUCAGGACGCCCCCAGAGGGCCCUCAGGCCCCGGGCCUCACGCAAAGGCAGGUUCUGUUCCGGUACUGGGCUCGCUGGAGCCAGUGGAACAAAUACCAGCCUCUGGGCCACGUGCGCAGAUACUUCGGGGAGAAGGUGGCCUUCUACUUCGCCUGGCUUGGGUUCUACACAGGCUGGCUCCUGCCGGCAGCGGCAGUGGGCACUCUGGUGUUCCUGGCGGGCUGUUUCCUGGUGUUCUCAGACAUACCCACGCAGGAGUUGUGUAGCAGCACCGAUCACUUUGAGAUGUGCCCGCUCUGCCUGGACUGCCCCUUCUGGCUGCUCUCCAGUGCCUGCACCCUGGUCCAGGCCGGCCGGCUCUUCGACCACGGCGGCACCGUGUUCUUCAGCGUGUUCAUGGCGCUGUGGGCCGUGCUGCUGCUUGAGCACUGGAAGCGCCAGAGCGCCACGCUGGCCUACCGCUGGGGCUGCUCGGACUACGAGGACAUCGAGGAGAGGCCACGGCCCCAGUUCGCCGCCUCGGCCCCCACGACGGCCCCGAACCCCGUCACCGGGGAGGACGAGCCCUACUUCCCGGAGAGGAGCCGCAUACGCCGCGUGCUGGCCGGCUCCACGGUGGUCGUGAUGAUGGUGGCCGUGGUGGUCGUGUGCCUUGUGUCCAUCAUCCUGUACCGGGCCAUCAUGGCCAUCCUCGUAUCCAGGUCCAACAACACCCUCCUCGCAGCCUGGGCCUCGCGCAUCGCCAGCUUCACGGGGUCGGUGGUGAACCUGGUCUUCAUCCUCGUCCUCUCCAAGAUCUACGUGGCCCUGGCCCACAUCCUGACGAGAUGGGAAAUGCACCGCACGCAGACCAAGUUCGAGGACGCCUUCACCCUCAAGGUGUUCAUCUUCCAGUUUGUCAACUUCUACUCCUCCCCCAUCUACAUCGCCUUCUUCAAGGGCAGGUUUGUGGGACACCCGGGCAACUAUCACACCUUAUUCGGGGUCCGCAACGAGGAGUGUGCGGCCGGAGGCUGCCUCAUCGAGCUGGCACAGGAGCUCCUGGUCAUCAUGGUGGGCAAGCAGAUCAUCAACAACGCGCAGGAGAUUCUCGUCCCGAAGCUACAGGGCUGGUGGCAGAAGUUCCGGCUGCGCUCCAAGAAGAGGAAGGCGGGGGCUUCUGAGGCGGUUGGCCAGGCACCUUGGGAGGCCGACUACGAGCUUCUGCCCUGUGAGGGUCUGUUCGACGAGUACCUCGAAAUGGUGCUGCAGUUCGGCUUCGUCACCAUCUUCGUGGCCGCGUGUCCGCUCGCGCCGCUCUUCGCGCUGCUCAACAACUGGGUGGAGAUCCGCCUGGACGCGCGCAAGUUCGUCUGCGAGCACCGGCGCCCGGUGGCCGAGCGCGCGCAGGACAUCGGCAUCUGGUCCCACAUCCUGGCUGGCAUCGCGCACCUGGCGGUCGUCAGCAACGCCUUCCUGCUGGCCUUCUCGUCCGACUUCCUGCCGCGCGCCUACUACCGGUGGACCCGCGCCCCCGACCUGCGCGGCUUCGUCAACUUCACGCUGGCGCGCGCGCCGCCCGCCUUCGCCUCCGCGCACAACCGCACUUGCAGGUAUCAGGCUUUCAGGGAAGAUGAUGGGCAGUAUUCUCCAACGUACUGGAAUCUUCUGGCCAUCCGCCUGGCCUUCGUCAUAGUGUUUGAGCAUGUGGUGUUCUCCAUCGGCCGGAUCCUCGACCUCCUGGUACCCGACAUUCCUGAGUCCGUGGAGGUCAAGGUGAAGCGAGAGUACUACCUCGCCAAGCAGGCGCUGGCUGAGAAUGAGGCUCUCUCUGGAACAAACGGAGCAAAGGACAACUACUCCCAGAGCUCAGAGAGGAGUUUGGGCCCACAGCCUACACUGCCAGGAGGUGGCCAGGCCUCACAAGUCCCUUCUCCCUGAGGUCACGGGGGUCACCCCAAGCCAGCAGUCCCACCUGGAGGUGAGGGACUCUGCUGCCCCGGAGAUGUCAAAGGCUCACUGCCCUCAGAGGCCACAGCCCACCUUCUGCCCCUUCUUGGCCCAGAGCUGUGGUGCCCUCGGUGACCCUGGGCCUCUGCUCAUGAGCCCUAGCCCCUCAGGUGCCGGCUGCCGCCCCCCCAACCCCCUGCCCGCAGCAGCACCUGGAGCUUCCCUGCCACCUCCCUCCCAGCCCCCAGGGCAGGUGGCCCCGCACCAGAGAUGCUGGCCCCGACGCUGUGGCUCAGGGCCCUCCCCGCCCCCAGCUCUCUGCACGCGGGGCACAGCUCUAUCUCCCAUGUGCCACCGGGAGAAUCGCACUGGAGACUAGAACUAUCUAUGGGUCUCUAGUUACCAGUCAAAAGCACGUUGAAGACACCCCUGGUUCCACAGGACCGAGAACCGA
Molecule: messenger RNA, 3116 nt
Organism: Prionailurus viverrinus (fishing cat)
Lineage: Eukaryota; Metazoa; Chordata; Mammalia; Carnivora; Felidae
Gene: ANO7
Product: anoctamin 7
Exons: 24
Coding region: 8-2653 (881 amino acids)
Biological process (GO): chloride transmembrane transport; calcium activated phospholipid scrambling
Cellular component (GO): plasma membrane
Molecular function (GO): protein dimerization activity; chloride channel activity
Source: RefSeq, a predicted model, not a curated record